Molecule: messenger RNA, 2392 nt
Organism: Columba livia (rock pigeon)
Lineage: Eukaryota; Metazoa; Chordata; Aves; Columbiformes; Columbidae
Gene: SLC23A1
Product: solute carrier family 23 member 1
Exons: 15
Coding region: 105-1952 (615 amino acids)
Biological process (GO): transmembrane transport
Cellular component (GO): membrane
Molecular function (GO): transmembrane transporter activity
Source: RefSeq, a predicted model, not a curated record
CCGCCCGCCGCCCGCGCCCCGGCCCAGGUGGUGACUAAAGUCCUUCCCACGGCCAUAAAACCUCCCGUGCGGUGACAUCCCCACCAGGGUCGCAUCACUGGAGGAUGGGGACCAGCUCGGGAGACCUGGCUCAGCCCCAGAAUGGGAACCCGGCCCUUGCCCCCCCAUGUCCCCCUGGGAAGGAGCUGCCUGCGGCGGGCAGGGACCCUGGGACGGGCAAGGGGCCCCCCCGGCCGGAGGUGGACAUGCUCUACAGGAUCGAGGACGUGCCCCCCUGGUACCUCUGCAUCCUGCUCGGCUUCCAGCACUACCUGACCUGCUUCAGCGGCACCAUCGCCGUCCCCUUCCUGCUGGCCGAGAGCCUGUGCGUGGGCAAGGACCAGCUCACCGUCAGCUACCUCAUCGGCACCAUCUUCACCUGUGUCGGCAUCACCACCCUCAUCCAGACCACCGUGGGCAUCAGGCUGCCCCUGUUCCAGGCGAGCGCGCUGGCUUUCCUCGUCCCCGCCAAGUCCAUCCUGGCGCUGGAGAAGUGGCAAUGCCCCCCUGAAGAGCAGAUCUACGGCAACUGGACCCUGCCGCUCAACACCUCCCACGUGUGGCAGCCCCGCAUGCGAGAGAUCCAGGGGGCCAUCGUGGUGUCCAGCCUGGUGGAGGUGGUCAUUGGGCUGCUGGGGCUCCCCGGGGCGCUGCUCAGCUACAUCGGGCCGCUGACCGUCACCCCCACCGUCUCCCUCAUCGGACUCUCCGUCUUCCAGGCAGCGGGCGAGCGGGCCGGCUCCCACUGGGGCAUCGCCGCGCUGACCAUCUUCCUGAUUGUGCUGUUUGCCCAGUACCUGCGGCACAUCACCAUCCGCCUGCCCGGCUACCGGCGUGGCCGUGGCUUUGUCCUGCUCCGUGUCCAGAUCUUCAAGCUGUUCCCAAUCAUCCUGGCCAUCAUGGUGGUGUGGCUGCUCUGCUACGUGCUGACACGCACCGGGGUCUUCCCCAGCCAGCCCGACGCGUACGGCUACAAGGCCCGGACGGACGCCCGGGGGGAGAUCCUGUCCGUGGCCCCCUGGUUUCGGGUCCCCUACCCCUGUCAGUGGGGUCUGCCCACGGUGACCUCAGCAGCCGUGCUGGGCAUGUUCAGUGCCACGCUGGCGGGCAUCAUCGAGUCCAUCGGGGACUACUACUCCUGCGCCCGGCUGGCAGGAGCCCCUGCUCCCCCUGUGCACGCCAUCAACAGGGGCAUUUUCACAGAAGGCAUCUCCUGCAUCAUCGCGGGGCUGCUGGGAACCGGCAACGGCUCCACCUCCUCCAGCCCCAACAUCGGUGUCCUGGGCAUCACCAAGGUGGGGAGCAGGAGGGUGAUACAAUACGGGGCCGGCAUCAUGCUCAUCCUGGGCACCAUCGGCAAGUUCACGGCGCUGUUCGCCUCCCUGCCCGACCCCAUCCUCGGCGGGAUGUUCUGCACCUUGUUCGGCAUGAUCACGGCCGUCGGCCUCUCCAACCUGCAGUUCGUGGACAUGAACUCCUCCCGCAACCUCUUUGUGCUGGGUUUCGCCAUGUUUUUUGGGCUGACGCUGCCAAACUACCUGGAUUCGCACCCCAAGGCCAUUAACACAGGUGUCCCCGAGCUGGACCAGAUACUGACCGUGCUGCUAACGACGGAGAUGUUCGUCGGGGGAACCAUCGCCUUCAUCCUGGACAACACCAUCCCGGGGACGCAGGAGGAGCGAGGGCUGGUGCAGUGGAAGGCGGGCGCGCACGCGGACAGCGCGGCCAGAGCCAGCCUGAGGAGCUACGACUUCCCGGUGGGGAUGAGCGUGGUGCGGAGGAGCCGCUGGCUGCGGCACGUGCCCAUCUGCCCCGUGUUCACCGGGUUUAAGGCCCGGGCGAGGGGCAGCGGCGCGGCGGCCGCAGACGCGCAGGACACGGCGGACGGGGUCUCGGUGUGCACCAAGGUCUGAGCGAGGGGAGGGAUCGUGCCCUGGGCAGAGAGGCCGAGCCGAGCUCCCGCAGGGCUGUCGGGGUUCGGGAGCAUCCACCAAGUCCCAAGGCAAGGCUGCUGGUGCACGGCUCCGACACACAGCUGGGGAGACCCAAAGGUGGCUCUUGGGGACAUCCCCAGCUCCUGAGGACCAUCGCCCCCUGUGCCAUUGCUCCACCUCAAGCUGUAGCUGCUUGAGACUCGUUCAGCACUUGCUGAAGCUCGUUAGCCAUCACCAGAGCCAGCCAGAGCCCUCGGAACCACAAACCCCCUGCCGGGACCGGGAAUUCCCGCAUCGUGCCUUGGCUUGGGCAGGGUGACCCGGCGGCCCGAGUGGGCUCUGUGCAGGGCACAGAAUGCAGACCAGCAUUAGGAUGCCUAUUUUAAGAUCACAAAUUUAAAUAAAAAUUAAAAAUUCAA